CCACCCAAACCAUACCAGUUCCAAAACCCACCCAAGGAAGAUGUCCGGAAAGAUCCUGCUAACCGCUUCGUUGCUCCUGUUAGCCGCGGCGUUGUCUCGCGCCCAGGAGGACUACUGCGACUCGUCCCUGUGCGAUCCGGGAGUGCAGAACAUCGGCUGCGGAGCCAAGAACGAGCUGUCUCCGGACUGCAACGAAGGCAAGAAGAUCGACCUGACCGAUGAGUUCAAGAAGGUGAUCCUGGAAGAGCAUAACAACUACCGCAACCAGGUGGCCAAGGGAGAGCUCAGCUGGCUCCCGUCUGCUUCCAACAUGGUUACGAUGGAUUGGGAUGAUGACUUGGCCUACCUGGCGGAGUUGAACGCUAACCGGUGCGAGUUCGAGCACGACAAGUGUCACAACACCAAGAAGUACCCGAACUCCGGGCAGAACAUUGCCUCGUGGGGAACCACUGGGGAUUCGUACGAUGUGAAGGAAACCCUCAAGACCAUGGUCCAGGAGUGGUGGGACGAGCGUCACUUCGCCAAUCCCAAGCUGAUCAAGAAGCUGUGGGGUAAGUACAAGGCGCUGCAUUUCACGAUGUUGGUUCGAGCGAACGCCAGCCGAGUUGGAUGCGGAAUGGUGCAGUACAAGAAGGACGAGUAUCUGUGGGUGCAGCUGAUCUGUAACUAUUCGUACACCAACAUGAUCGGAACCAGCGUGUACAAGGAUGGAAAGCCGUGUUCGGAUUGCAAGUCGGGAUGCGACAGCAAGUACGAUGGAAUGUGCAACAAGGACGAGGCAGUUGAUGUGUCCUAAGGAUUCACGUGGAGCUGUGAAUGAUCGAUACUUGAAACAUGUUUUUCAAGGAAUAAAUGGUGUUGGUGUUACAAA
Messenger RNA from Aedes albopictus (Asian tiger mosquito), 871 nucleotides. Its product is annotated as venom allergen 5-like. Bases 41 to 796 code for a protein of 251 amino acids. The record is from RefSeq and is a predicted model, not a curated record. The transcript has 2 exons. NCBI's taxonomy places the organism in Eukaryota, Metazoa, Arthropoda, Insecta, Diptera, Culicidae.